AUGGCUGAAGUGGACAGCUCUAGGAAAACUGUCCUUUCUGCCAGGAGUGCAUUGAAGGCAAGCUUAGAGAACUCAAGAGCUCUUGCUGCAGCAUUGCAUAAAACCGGACAGAGAGUGGAACGCAUUGGACAGAGCCUACCUCGUUUGGAAGCUGCAGUGAGGCCUUCCCCAGCUCAGAAAUGCACAUUUGUGGCGAUUUCAGACCACGUCGAUCGUGCAGUUGGGCCUGCAGAAGCCGUGCUGAAAGUUCAUGGUUCGAUUCAGGAGCUCCAGAAGUCUUUGGUCACAGCAGAUCCAAGUUCUGAUCUAUAUGCUUAUCUUUCCUACCUGAAGCAGCUGGAGGAAGCGCUGAAAUUUCUAGCUAACAACUGCGGGCUAGCAAUUCAGUGGCUGCAGGACAUGCUACAGUUCCUGGAGGACAAUUCGGUUUCCCGUGAGCCGUACAUUUCCAAUGUCAGGAAGUCCUUGAGAAUCCUGCUGGAGUUGCAAGCCACUGAGAGAAGGGCUCGAGUCGAUGGUGGUGUUCUGAUUGAUGCAUUUAGGAGGCUCGAGAGGGAAUUCGAGCAGCUUCUUGUGGCGAAUUCGGUUCCUGUUCCUUUGGCUCUUUGCUCAUCAAAGAAGAAGGCCUUCAUUGCUCCACCAGCUCUGCCUGUGACUGUCAUUGAAAAACUUCAAGCCAUCAGAGAGAGAUUAAGUGCUAACAACAGGCUAUCGUGGAUUACAACAGCAUAUGUCGAGGUCCGGGUUUCAAAUGCCAAGAGCAGUUUGGAAGGGAUUGAUCUGACUUACCUUGUGAAGCAAGUAUCUGGGUCUGAAGAUGUGCAAGAAGUAGAGGGCUGGAUUCAUCAGUGGUCCGAUCACUUGGAGUUGAUUGUGAAGAAUGUCUUCGAGGUUGAAUUCAACCUCAGCAAAGAUGUUUUUUGUAACACCAUAUCAUCAUCGGAUUUCUCAACAGGUUGUUUUACAAAGAUCGCCACAGAGUCUGGAAUCCUGUCAUUCCUUCAGUUUGGAAGAAAGGUGACCGAGUGUAAGAAGGAUCCCAUCAAGCUCUUGAAGCUGCUUGAUAUCUUUGCAGCUCUGGAUAAUCUGAGAGGUGAUUUCAACCGGCUUUUUGGAGGGACAUCCUCCCUCGAUAUCCGAACCCAGACGAGGAGCCUCAUCAAGAGUGUUGUGGAUGGCAUCUGUGAGAUCUUCUGGGAGCUUACAGAUGAUGUUUCAAGGCAAAGACAGAGCUUGCCUCCUUCAAAUGGCAGUGUUCCAAGACUGGUGAGCUUUGUCACAGAGUAUUGCAAUGAAUUGCUUGGAGAUAAGUACAGGCCAUUGCUAGAUAAAGUUGUGAUGAUCCAUCAAAGCUGGAAAAAGGAGAAGUACCACGAUCAACUCCUCACCAGCCAAAUCUGCUGUGUGGUAAAAGAAAUCGGCCUCAACUUGGAUUCAUGGUCGAAAGCACAUGUGGAUGCCACACUAUCUUUCCUCUUCAUGAUGAACAACCACUGCCACUUUAGCAAUCUCAGGGGUACAAAGCUUGGAGAUCUGAUGGGAGAUUCCUGGUUAAAGGCUCAUGAACAGUACAAGGAACAUUUCAUGGCUCUUUACUUGAGAGAAAGCUGGGGGAAGGUGGUUGCCAUUCUUCGCCCAGACAGCAGCCAAGUUUAUUCAUCUCCUGCAAAAGUACCCAACAGUGAUUCUAUCAAAAGAGGGUUCAAAGCAUUCAAUGAGGCGUUUGAUUACAUGUACCAGAAGCAGUCCAGUUGGGUUGUCCCUGACCAGAACUUGAAGCUGAGAAUCUGCAAGCUCUUGGUUCAGUCUUUGGUACCUGUCUACAGAAACUACUUGCAGAACUAUAAACUUCUAAUGGAGGAAAAUUCUAGCUCCAAAAAGCAUAUCAGAUACACAGCACAGGGUCUGGAAACCAUUCUGAGCUCUUUCUUCCAGCAAAAGGUGACAAAAUAUAGGCGCAACAAACAUGCAUACUGGAUUGGCAAGAUCAAAGAUGCGAUGACAGAUAAUUUCAGACCGACAUUGAUGGCUGUCUGA
Linum tenue is the source of this 2037-nucleotide messenger RNA. The record is from the annotation of a GenBank genome assembly. Lineage: Eukaryota; Viridiplantae; Streptophyta; Magnoliopsida; Malpighiales; Linaceae.